Messenger RNA from Myripristis murdjan (pinecone soldierfish), 3582 nucleotides. It is a transcript of the gene supt20h, whose product is annotated as SPT20 homolog, SAGA complex component. Gene Ontology annotation, cellular component: SAGA complex. Gene Ontology annotation, biological process: regulation of transcription by RNA polymerase II. Gene Ontology annotation, molecular function: transcription coregulator activity. The transcript has 24 exons. NCBI's taxonomy places the organism in Eukaryota, Metazoa, Chordata, Actinopteri, Holocentriformes, Holocentridae. The coding region runs from base 237 to 2732 and encodes 831 amino acids. The record is from RefSeq and is a predicted model, not a curated record.
CCAAACCGGAAGUUUAGCUGUUGUUGUCACACUGGAAGAAAAUGGCUGCUGCUCCGACUUUUUUUCAAUGAAGACCCUGAAAUUUCAAUUUCAUUUCGUUCUCUUGCAUUGGAGUUGCAGUCGUCCGCUAUGCAAUCUAAAAGGGUGUGAAUGGUCACUUUAGGAAGGUGACAGUGUGGGGCAGAAAGGACAGCAUCGUCUACCGUCACUCGCCUUGCAACUGGCGGUGGACCACAAUGCAACAAGUUUUGGAAUAUGCAUUGGAUCGAGCCGAGUACAUUGUUGAAAGUGCUCGACAGCGACCAGCCAAAAGAAGAGUCUCAUCUGGUGGGAGGAAGAGUUUGUAUCAGAAGCUCUAUGAGUUGUAUAUAGAGGAAUGUGAGAAAGAGCCAGAGUUAAAGAAUUCGAGGAGAAAUGUGAAUCUACUGGAGAAGCUGGUGUCUCAGGAGUCGGUAUCGUGUCUGGUGGUCAACCUGUACCCUGGGAAUGAAGGCUACUCUCUAAUGCUCAGGGGCAAGAAUGGAUCUGAUUCUGAAACUAUCCGUCUGCCAUAUGAAGAAGGAGAGCUGCUGGAGUACCUGGAUGCUGAGGAGCUGCCUCCUAUCCUGGUGGAUCUGUUGGAGAAGUCACAGGUGAACAUCUUCCAUUGUGGCUGUGUGAUAGUCGAGGUUAGGGACUACAGACAGUCUGGCAAUACCAAGAUGCCCACCUAUCAGAGCAGACACAUCCUGCUACGGCCAACCAUGCAGACUCUAAUCUGUGAUGUCCAUGCCAUGACCACUGACCACCACAAGUGGACACAGGAUGACAAAUUGCAGUUGGAGAGUCAGCUGAUUUUGGCCACAGCUGAACCUCUUUGUCUGGACCCCUCCAUCUCUGUCACCUGCACCGCCAACCGCCUGCUCUACAACAAACAGAAAAUGAACACUCGCUCCAUGAAACGGUGUUUUAAGCGACACUCUCGAGCAGCCCUGAACAGGCAGCAGGAGCUGUCCCACCUGCCCGUGCCACCACAGCUCCGGCUCUAUGACUACCUACAGAGGAGAAAGGAGCGGAAACCUGCCCCGUUCAUUGACCUCAAGAUCUCCAAGAUCGGAAACUGUGUUGACAUGUGGAAACAGAGCAACUGCCAACUAAGUGUACCGAAGGAAAUUGACGUGGAGAAAUAUGCUGUGGUUGAGAAAUCGCUGCAGUUGGAGGACUCUCAGCCCACUGUGAUCUGGCCUGCUGAGGAGGUUGUAGAUGACUACACGUUCGAGUGCGAGGUGGGGGGCCAAGCCCAGAGGACCAAGGUGUCUAUCUUCCAGUCGAUGGGAGACCCGCUGGUGUAUGGGAAGAUCUACUGUGCUAAAGAACCAAAAGCAGAGGAGGACAGCACAGACCUAAAGCUCAUACAUCCACCAUUCCUCAUAGGCUCAAAGAUAGAUGCAGACCGGUUUCUUACUCAGUAUAAAGGAGUGUAUGAGAGGGAUGUGAAGUGUCAGGUGAAGAUGUCCCAUAACUCAGGCAACAUGGGACAGGGGCCUCCCUCGCCCAGCAAAGAUGAGGGUGAUAGUUUUUCUGCACUGGUCCAGACGUCUGUGUUGGGGAAAGGGGUGAAGCACCGCCCUCCUCCCAUCAAGCUGCCUUCAGGAUCGGGCAGCAGCUCCUCAGGUAAUCCAUAUAGCUCCCAAACCACCAGUGGUCUACUCAAGUGUCCUACGCCCCCUCCAGCCAAAAGCCAGCCUCUGAAUAGGAAGCACUCCCUGGAGCUGGGCCAGGUGGGCCUGCUGUCCCCGGCCUCGCUGUCUCCCAUGGGCUCCACGCAGAGAUCGGGGACCCCCAAGCCAUCCACCCCCACACCCACUAACACGCCCUGCUCCACCCCGCACCCCGCAGACUCGCUCAGUGCUCCUCUUUCGGUGACCCCCACCCCUUCAGACCCUCCCAUGGUGCAGGCCCAGUCGCAGCCCACCCUUCUCGCCCCCUUCGCCCAGCAGCAGCUGGCUCUGAGCCAGCCCUUACCCGUCAUGACCAUCCCCCUGCCCACCAUGGGUACAUCCAUCACCACGGGCACCACCUCGUCGCAGGUCAUGGCCAACCCGGCAGGCCUCAAUUUCAUCAACGUCGUGAGCUCUGUCUGUAGUCCACAGACCCUGAUGAGCGGCUCCAACCCCAUGCUGGGACCAGGCCUUAAUCUGAGUGGCAUCUUGCCGCCUGGAGGACUGAUGCCCACCAUGCAGUCUACAGGACAGUCCGGGAGUCCGUUUGGCCUGAACAGCAGUGCCGGGUUGAGACCUCUGAACUUACUGCAGAUCCCCACUGGUCCUCUCAUCUUUAACUCUCUGCAGCAGCAGCAGCUGUCUCAAUUUUCCCCACAGCAGAGUCAGUCAGCCACUUCCAGCCCUCAGCAGCAGGGGGAGACGGGUGACCAGGGCUCAGAUCAGAGUUUAGGGAACCAACAGACGGCGGUCAUCAACCUGGGAGUUGGAGGCUUCAUGUCUCCGCAGGCAGCAGUGCUGUCCCAGUUGGGCUGUGGGCUGGACGGGUCUGGGCCCCCGCUGCCUUCUCCAAGGCUUCAGCAGCAGCACCAGCCACAGAUCCAAUUGCAAUUCUUGCAGCACCAAAUGCAGCAGCAGCAAAUGGCUAUGGGAGCAGCAGCUCCUCAGGGGGCGGCGCCACGGCAACAUACCGCCAACCAACCAAGAAGUAAGAGGAAGAGGAGCAUGCCGCAGCCCAUCCCGAAAUCAUGACAGACAACACACACACACACACACACACACACACACACACACACUAAAAUGCCACCCCACUACGAACCCAUCAUCAUGAGGACAUGAAUGAUCCAUACUGUGCUCUUUGUCUGUCUCACUGUGGAGAUUGCAGACAGAAAGACUUUUUUGUCCUUUUUGUUUGUCUUUUUCUAGCUGAGAAAUGUAACGAUUUGUAUGUAAUGGUUGUCAGAGGUUUUGGAGAACCAAAACUAUGUCCACCACAGAGGAUGGGAUUUUUUAGAACAGGGAGCCCUACACUUAAAGAACCUUACUGAUAUUUUUUGAGAUGAAACAGAAAAAAGAUGGUUCUCAUAGGUAGAGGGCUUCCACAAUAACAAAUUUCCACUUCAGGAAGACUUUCUCUAUGGAGGCCCUGUUGACUGAGAGGAUCGUUAACGCACAUUUUCAGAGGAUUCCUCGUGAACCUGCCUGGUCCUCCUGUCUCUGCUCGGUUGACCCCGGUAGAAACUGCCCUUACGCACGGAUCCCGGUUGAGCUUAUUCACACCAAAUCCUCCACAUAACCAUUACAUGUGAAAAUGCAAAUCUGACCUUGGAGUAGUGCCUGGGGCAGCCCUCUACCUCUCAGUCUGUUGGAAGUCCUUAUUCUAUUAAUAAUCCUGGCACAGGGCUCGACCGAGGACUUAAGAUCAACAUGCAAGACGGUGUAUCUGCUUUUGUACAGCACAUUUUGAAAAAGGCAUUUCCUUUUAAUUAGUUCAGGAGCCAUGAGCGUAUUCUUACAAGACAUCAAGCGAGUGUGCGUGUGAGAUAUUUCUGGACACUGAGGAAUAAUUUUUUAAGCGGUCUUUGUCAGCAGUUUUAUUGUU